Molecule: messenger RNA, 5978 nt
Organism: Phasianus colchicus (ring-necked pheasant)
Lineage: Eukaryota; Metazoa; Chordata; Aves; Galliformes; Phasianidae
Source: RefSeq, a predicted model, not a curated record
CCGGUCCGCCCGUGCCCCGUUUACCCGCCUGUCUCCCCGCGCCUUCGCUGCGGGGAGCUCCCGUCCCCUCUUGGGAAGCGCUCUGCGGAGCUCUUUUACUCCCCGUUGUGUUCCCCGCGGCGCCCGCCGGCAUUCCCUGUCUGCCUCCCGCUUUUCCACCUCCGCUCCCACGGCCCCCCAGCGCCGGCCGUGCCCCCUGCCCGCCCCGCUGUCUGACCGCGGGCACGGCCGAGCCGGGCGGGGCUGCGCGCUUUGUCCCGCGGCGCUCCGUCCGUCCCCUGGAUGGAGUCUGCCGAGUGCUGCCCCGUGCGGGUCCUGCGUUCUGUGGAGCGUGACGGUUCGGGAUGCGACUUUCAUCUCUCUUUUUACCUAAGUGUUUCGAGCCACGCUAGUUCCCGCAGGGUAACGCACGUUGUUCCUGCAGAACGAGGAGCGCGGUGCGGCUGUUGGUGCUGUGCCACCACGGGGUGCCACUCCUCCCCUCCUGCUCGUAGCGUUUACGUGUUGAUGAGCACCGGCACUCCGACUUGCUCACUUUGCUGAGUGUUUCACAUCUUUUAUACCCCAUUUUUGCACCCCUUAAUUACUCUUUUUUGUUUGUUUGCUUCGAUUCCAACCCUCGUGGGAUCGAAAAAUGCAGUGUUUUCCUGUUUUGGAAAAGCUCUUUAGAAAAUCAAGAGCGCUCUCUCUCUGUUUAAACAAACGAAGAAGAAACCGGGAAGCAAAGCUAUCCCUGAAUAAUCAAUUAAUUGCAUGUGGAUCAGAACUUAAUUAUGGAAAAUCCUUUCUUCCACAUGCAGCUUUUAUAAAUUCCUUUUUAUCCUUUAAACAACAAGGAUUUAUUAGCAGCUUUCAAUGUCUGUACGCAGCUGUAAUUUCUGCUGUAAAUUAGUGAAGUAGAUGGAAAUGAUCUUUAAUAUUUCUUGGGAGGACAGAGGCUGUGCACAAGGACUAAAGGCAGUGCUGCUUUUCAAUCUAUCACCUGUUCUCUAUUUUUUUUUUUUUUUUUUAAUUCAGAAUUGUUACAAAUCAUGUUUUGUAUGAGCAGUGUGACAUAAUGCUGAAGAAAGCUGUUUAAUUUCAAGAUGCUUUGGCAGCUCCUUCUUUACCAAAACCUGCUGAGUGUCAGAUGGUUUGACACUUCUCCCUUCUUCAAGGGCAACAAAAGCACUGGCCAGAAGAGGACUUAUGCUGAUCAUCUAUAUUUCUGGAGAAGAAGCAGUUUACUUGAAGAUAUUUAUUUAGACUAUUUGAAAAUUACAGAAAGAGAAUUUAUCUUUUCCCAAGAUUGCGUGCAGGAAAAGGGAGAUGAAUGAUGAAUCACUUCGUGUUUCUGGCAGUAUUGCUCCACUUGAGGACUUGGUGCACUGCAUACUCACAGCAAGAAUCCCUUGUGUUUCCAGUAACAUAUCUUAAUGUUCACAAGGAUUUGGCUCUUCAACGUCUGCUUGUGGAAUGGGAUGUUGGCAAGUCAGCGCACAAUGCUGAGCUGGUAAUGUCUUUUGAAAUACAAGUCCGUCGAGCAGAUGAAGCUAUUGUGUGGACAGAGUUUCUUAAUACCACACUCGAUAAAUCAGGAAAACCUCUUCGCUGGAUGUGGGAUUCAGACUUACCUUUGGAGUGUAUGUCACAUUCAGUGAGAAUCAGGAGCAAAGCAGAAGCAUCAAAAAACUGGAGUCAGUGGAGUCUGUGGGAGACUAUCCAGGGUUUGGAUACUUCAAACAUCACUGAGCCAAAAAUCUUUCCGGAUGAAAAAAUUAUAGAGGAAGGCUUUGACAUCAGUCUUUGUUGCAUUGCAAGGAAAGGUCAAAUCAUAAAGGAAUUUUUUUUAAAUUCACCUAUUCCUUAUUUCAAUCGCACAAACAGUCAAGUUGGACUUCUCAUUGCAAAGAAUGUGACAUUUAAAGGAGUGCCUCACGUCCUGUGUAGAGAGUCUUGCCAUGAAGAAAAUUGCUUUGCACAUGCAGUUUUCUUUGUGGGUAGACCACCUGAUGUACCUCAUGAUUUUUCCUGCCAAACUCAGAACAUGAGAGAAAUAACAUGUACCUGGGACCAAGGACGAGACACCUACCUUUAUGGAAGUCACUCAUCAAAAUACAAGUUGUCUGAACAAUUUUCCAAAUCUUCUGUUCCAUGCACAGUAAAUUGUUCUGAGAGGUGCUCAUGUUCUUGGGAUAUAGGGAAGCAGAGGAUCUAUAAUGUCACACUGACUGUUGAAAACCCACUGGGAAAGGGAAUUGCCACAGAUGUUUUUGAUGUAGCUCACAGAAUUUAUCCCCUACCACCGUUCCAGCAGUGGGAAGAAUACACAGAUGGAGAAAUUGAGUUACACUGGGAACAAAAGGAAAAGGAAAUUGAACUCUUUUGUCAAGCUGAAGUGUAUCAACCUGAUGGGAAAGCAAAACUUUACAAUAGUUCAGGCACACAACUAUAUGGAAACAGGAUCACCCUUGGUGGACUGCAGCCCUACACCAGUUACACAGCCAGAGUACGUUGUGGUGCCGCUAAGCAUUUCUGGAGAUGGAGCGAAUGGAGCAAAGCCCACACUUUCAGAACAAAGGAAAAAGCUCCAUCAGGGAAACUGGAUGUCUGGAGAAAAAUUACUCCAGCUCUGUGGGGGCGGAAUGUGACCUUGUUCUGGAAGCAAGAAGCAGAUUUUCAAGCGAAUGGGGAAAUUAUUUCAUAUGAAGUAACCUGGGAAAAAGUAGUAAACCGAUCUAAGCCUGAACACAUUUCUCUUUCAUCAGAUUGUAAUAGUACAAGGAUUUUCAUUGAUAAUCAUCCCUACAGAAUCAGUGUCAUGGCAAGGAACAAUGUUGGUUAUUCACAUCCUUCAAUGUUGAUCAUCCCUGGAGCUACAGACACUGAAAAGAGGCUCAGUAAGUCGGAGCUUAAAGAAGAACAUGUUAAUGGCACAGAUGGUGGCAUUUUGAUUUCCUGGAAGCCCAGAGAUAAAUCUGACAGUUACAUUAUUGAUUGGUGUAACUUUCCAAUGCUGCAGCCUUGUGAUUUACAAUGGAAGAGGUUUGGACCCGACACUUCCAGUGCUCUGAUCAAAUCAGCUGCUUUUGUUCCUGGAGUGAGAUACAAUUUCCACAUCUAUGCAUCUGCUGCUAAUAGAGUCUCCUUACUGGAGAAGAAGACUGGUUAUCUCAAGGAGCUUCCUCCUCGAUUUGACCCUGAUGUGAAAAAAGUUGAACUGAGUUAUCAUGAAGUAACACUGUACUGGGAUCCUUAUCCCACGGAUGAGAUACACCCUGGUUUCUUAAGAGGUUACCACGUUUAUGUGUCACCUGUGCAAGAGGAUUGCAAUUUGAAAGGAUCCAAAAAACAUGUUCUUGCAGGUGGUUCAGUGGUAUGUAAAUUCACAAUUGAAAACCCAGAAGAAAAAACUUACACGGUGAAACACCUGACGUCAAACACAAAAUACAAGCUGGCCAUUAAAGCAUAUACGGGUGGAGGAGAAACUCCCAUCAUUAACUUCAGAUACAUAGAUACACCACUUGACUCAGACAUGCUGUACCUUCUAGUCCUGCUUGUGGUAGUUCCUUCACUAAUAAUGGCUGUGUGCCUCUGGAAAAUGAAGCGGGUGAAGGAUUGCUGCUGUCCUGUGAUACCUAGUCCUAACAAGAGCAAAGUGCUGUCAUUCAAAGAGUUCAAAAUUGGUACUGAGAAAGUACUAAAGCUAAGUGACUGCAUUCCUGACACCCUAGCACUGGAUAAUAAGGCCGAAGCAAAAAAAUUACGUUCACGGAGCCUGAUGUCUUCAACGUCAACAGAAGAUAAGACUGAUGAUCAGAAUCUUUCCUCAGUUUAUCGCAACAAAAAUGAAGAGAGAAGUUUUCCAUCAACACCCACACCUCAGACUCAUACUUGGUUUGAAAAUUUUGCUUAUUCUUCUCAUCUUGCAGUUGAAACCAAUCCCUAUGAAACACCAGAGACACUAGAAAGAGGCAACGAAGAAGUGUCAGCAGUGCUGUACCAGCCACAGUACUACCUCAAUAUUUUGAAUGAUGCUUCUACCUCAUCACCUGGAGAAGCAGCUGGCAGGAAGAGCAAUCUGAGAUACAUAUCACAAACAGAUGUGCACUGCAUUGGAAGGAGGCUUUGAUGUACCCUCGUUGACUGAGUCUGUUGAUUGGUUGUGUUUUAAAAUACAAACAGGAAUUUCUGAAGGCACAGCAACUUCUCUUUCCGAUACAGGCUUUCACAAGCCCAGAUGUCCCACUCCUGUUAUCCCUGCAAAGCUGUACAUUGUUGACUAGUUCAAGGCUUUUGCAGUGGAAUGCUGCAUGCUAUCAUUUGAUCAGAAGUUACUGGCUUUAGAAUUUGCAGGCCAAUGUUUUGCUGCCUGUAAUAUGCAGUGGGAACCAUUUUCCCAUCAGGGCAGAUGUUUGUGGAGGAGUUACCAACACACUCAUAGUGCUCAUAACCUUUUUUGGCAUUACUCCUUGCACGUAGCAAACUCCAGACAACUAUGUAAGUAGACACGAGUCAGAUGAGUUAUAUUAAUCCCCUUUGCAAAGAACAUAUUCAGGCUCUCUAUCAGCUAGAUCUUCAGAUACUGUUGUUUGCAUGUUAUAAAAAAUAGUCUUCCUCCAGCUAGCAAUGAAGGAAGGGCCUGCUGGCUGUGAUUUUGAAACUCACGAAGACAUUCAUCUUGUUACUUGCACAUUUUAGCUUGCAGCAUUUGUAAAUACAUGAACUGAGCACUAUGACUUUUUGUGAUAACUGAGAAUUUGAACAGCAUACUGAGGUGAACUUGGUCAUCUUUAAUUUUCAAAAAUGUUUGUAAGGAAGCACAACAGAUUGUAUCCUUCAUUUUGAAAAAAGGCUUAUUUAAAGAAAACUUGAAAGGCAGACUAAAAUCAAGAGUUAGGUAUCUCAUAUAAGGAAUUCUCAUAUAAGACUCAGUGAAAAAGUCAGAUUGUCCCAUGAACCACAUAUUAAUAUUUGAUGUUGCGCAGGUUCUUUAUGGCAGAGGGGAUGGCUCUAAUGAGGCGUUAUUUCAUACAUCUGAGCUGCUGUUGUUGGGGCCUGACUGCAGCAGCUGAGCACAAAGUGGCAGGGACAUUGUGGGUGGAGGUCAUACAGCUGGUGCUGCUUUCCUGAUGGUGGGUGAGGUACUUGGGCCUGUCCGGAGCUCCCAUCUCAGCUCCAGCAAAGGUGGUUCCUAUGGUCUUUCUAAUGAAAGCAUUUUGUCAUUUGGAACAAGAGAACAGCUUACCAGCAGGUACAGGCCUGCCUGGCAGCCUGAGAGGUUAGCUCCUCUGCGGGCUGCUCGUGACAGCUUGUUUCACAGAACACAGGAACAAACUAUUCCAAGGAGAAUAAGGCUUUUGUGUAGGUGGAAGGGUAUAGUGAGGGCACAAGAAAAGUAUUUUUCACAUGGGGAUAGAGAGGCAUGUAAACGCCUCUUUCUUUUUUUUUUUUUUUUCCUUCCCUCUAAGACAUCUGUCUUGCAUUAAUAAUGGCUGAAUGAGUUCAAAACUGAAAGAUUUAUUUCUUGUUUCAUUUCUUGUUUAUAAUUCAGCUUUCACAUCUGCUGCUGAAAUGCUAACACUUGAAUUGUACAAACAUCACAUAAUGGAAAGUGACUAAUUCUCAGUAUCAGUACUCUAAAGUUUUAAAAUAAAAAUGGUGUACAAAAUACUAAGGAGUCCCGUUCUAUUUUUACAGGACAUCUUACAAAGUAUUAAUGUAAAAUAUACUUUGACAAAAAAUGUUUAUUUGGAAAGCUUCAGCUUUUUCUAGUUAAUUAGUAACGUACAAAUAUAAAUAAAAUUCUAAUCUAUUUCUAGUACUGAAAGGUACAUAUGAGACCAGAACAACUAUGAGAAGUUUAAGUACAUUUUAUUAACAAUGCAUCCCUUUGAUAAGAUUAUGCUUCAGGAGGCUUUUAAUGCCCAUAGACAUGAACUGUACACACUAUACAAAAAAAAAAAAAAAAAAAGAAGAAAAAAAAAAAGAAAAAAACC